AUGGAUUCUCCAUUGUGGGUGAUCAUCUCAAUGGUACUUGUGGUGGUGGUGGUGGUGGAUGUUGCAGAAGCUUCCAUGGAGUUCAAAGUUGGAGGGUUAGAAGGUUGGCGGCAGCCUUUUGAAAAUGAAACCGCCAUUUACAUUCAAUGGGCUUCAAACAACAGAUUCCAUGUCGGGGAUUCUCUUAGAUUUGAAUACAACAACAACAAGAACAAGGAUUCGUAUUCGGAUUCGGUUAUAGUUGUGGACAAAUAUUGCUUUUACCACUGCAAUUCUUCGUCCUGCACUGCAGCCGUGGUCUAUGAAGACGGAAACACCACCAUCCGCCUGGAGAAAACCGGACCGGCCUACUUCAUAAGCGGCAACAUAACUCACUGCAAGCAAGGCCAGAGGCUUGUCAUCCAGGUCAUGUCCUCCUCCUCCAUCUACGAUUCUCCCCCCUCCAUCGCCCUUCCACCGGACUCCUCCUCCUCCUCCUCCUCCUCCAACACUAAUACUGCCGCCGCCGCCGCUCCAUCGCCUGCAUCCUCAACUUCUUUCGCUCUUCCGAUGCCUCUUCUUAUGAUUACUGCUGCUACUGCUGCUUCUUAUUUAUUUGCUGCUACUGCAACUACUACUACUAUUACUAUUUAA
This is a messenger RNA of Impatiens glandulifera, 633 nucleotides long. Its product is annotated as early nodulin-55-1-like. NCBI's taxonomy places the organism in Eukaryota, Viridiplantae, Streptophyta, Magnoliopsida, Ericales, Balsaminaceae. Bases 1 to 633 code for a protein of 210 amino acids. The record is from RefSeq and is a predicted model, not a curated record. Gene Ontology annotation, cellular component: plasma membrane. The transcript has 2 exons. Gene Ontology annotation, molecular function: electron transfer activity.